This is a messenger RNA of Populus euphratica (Euphrates poplar), 618 nucleotides long. RefSeq lists its product as uncharacterized. The transcript has 3 exons. The record is from RefSeq and is a predicted model, not a curated record. Lineage: Eukaryota; Viridiplantae; Streptophyta; Magnoliopsida; Malpighiales; Salicaceae. The annotation marks the transcript as partial.
AUGACAUGUUGGGAAACAGUUCAGCUAAGGUGUGCAAUCAAGACACUAACUUGGAGUGAUUUCAAGAUAGAGUUUGAGAAUCAAUUUUAUUCCAAUUACCAUAGCAAGGUGAAAGAAAAAGAGUUUUUAGCAUUUAGACAGGGUGAUGUGUCGGUAUUGGAGUAUGAAAGGAGGUUCCAUGAUCUCCCAUUGUUUGCCCCAUUCUAUGUGCUGACGGAGGAACAUAUGAUUAAGAAGUUGAGAGAUGGUUUGCAACAGGAUUUGAGACAAGGAUUGAUCGCCUUAAUGUUUAAAUCUGUGAGAGAGUUGAUUGAGGCUGCCCAAGCUCUAGAGGCUUGUAUUGGAGAAAGCCAAGGGGGAUAUCAAGGUAUAGGUAAAAAAGAGAUGGGGACUAUUUCAGUGGCAACCACCACUCCCGAAGAAAGGAAAAGGAUCGGUGACCACAAGGGUGUUGACUAUCGUUUUUGUAUAAAAUGUGGACAAAACACCCUAGGGACUGCUCAGUUUCCCCUAGGCGAUGCUUUAUAUGCAGAGGAGAAGUAUAUUCCUAUAGUGAAGGAAUUCCCAGAUGUAUUUCCUGAAGAACUACCCGGACUACCCCUGGAGCGAGAGGUAGAG